Pyrus x bretschneideri (Chinese white pear) is the source of this 2881-nucleotide messenger RNA. Its product is annotated as protein PHOX1. The transcript has 4 exons. The coding region runs from base 247 to 2406 and encodes 719 amino acids. The record is from RefSeq and is a predicted model, not a curated record. NCBI's taxonomy places the organism in Eukaryota, Viridiplantae, Streptophyta, Magnoliopsida, Rosales, Rosaceae. Gene Ontology annotation, molecular function: protein binding.
GUGGACUUUGCUUGGGGAAACCCUAGGGAGAGGGAAAUUCCCUUUCCAGGGGGGAAUGAUGCGUCGUUCCAUUUGCAUUUUCUUGUGCAGCCACCGAUAUCCACUCUGUUUCUCUCCCAACAAUUCCAAUACCCCAGUCAUUAAAAUUCAAUCAAAUUCUGAUUUGGGUUUUUCUUUCUCUCUGGAUUAGCAUCCACCAAUUGCUGGUUCGGAGCUCUUAGAACAGCAACCAGGUUAGAAUAUCAAAUGGGAAAGCCAAUUGGGAAGAAGAAAGAUCAUGAGGUUCAAAAGCCAGGGAAUGCUGGCAGUAAGCACAGCAAGUCCUCGGAUCGAAACUCAAAAGCCUUUGAUGAAGACACUGCAAUCUUCAUCAACAUGUCCUAUGAACUCAAAGAAGAAGGUAACAAGCUCUAUCAGAAGCACGAUCACGAAGGUGCGAUGUUGAAGUAUGAAAAAGCCCUCAAACUCCUUCCACAGAAUCAUUUUGAAGUUGCUCAUCUGCAUAGCAGUAUGGCAGCAUGUUAUAUACAAAUGGGUAUUGGGGAAUAUCCUCGAGCUAUCAACGAAUGUAAUUUAGCGUUAGAGGUAUCGCCGAAGUACAGUAAAGCACUGUUAAAAAGAGCAUAUUGUUAUGAGGCUUUGAAUAGGUUGGAUUUGGCAUUGAGAGAUGUUAAUGCUGUGCUGAGUAUGGAACCGAAUAAUCUAAGUGCGUUGGAGAUUUUGGCGAGUGUGAAGAGGGUGAUGAAUGAAAAGGGUAUUGUUUAUGAUGAGAAAGAGAUUGGUAUUGCUAAUGUACAGAAGCCUACUGCUGCUCGUUUUCGUAAGGUGGUGAAAGAGAAGUUGAAGAAGAAGGGUAAGAAAGUUGAGCAGAAGAUGGAGGAUAAGGUCGUUGUGGAAGAGAAGGUGAGUGCUGAUAAGGAUAAAGAAGUGGUUACAAAGGCUGUUGAGGAAGAUAAAGUGGUUACGAAGCAUGUUGAGGAAGAGAAACUGUUUACAAAACAUGUGGAGGAAGAAAAAGUAGUUGCAAGGCCAGUGAAGCUGGUGUUUGGAGAGGAUAUAAGGUGGGCACAACUGCCAGCGAAUUGUAGCAUGGGGUUGGCAAGGGAGAUAGUUAGGGAUCGAUUUCCUGGCUUGAAGGGUGUUCUUGUUAAGUAUAGAGAUCAAGAGGGUGAUUUGGUUACAAUCACUACCACCGAUGAGUUGAGGAUAGCUGAAUCUUCCUGUGAUAUGCAGGGCUCACUUAGAUUAUUCAUAUCAGAAGUCAGUCCUGAUCAAGAACCAAUUUACGAGGGAUUGAGUGAUGGGGAGGUGAGUAUGGAAUACAAAAAACCAAGUAAUGUUGUAGAGAAUGGGGAUACUGAAAACGAUAGAGUAGUGGAAAAAAGGUCUACUUCUGUUGAGGAUUGGGUUAUCCAGUUUGCACGAUUGUUCAAGAACCAUGUUGGGUUCGAUUCUGAUUCGUAUUUGGAUCUUCAUGAGCUUGGUGUGAAGCUAUACUCAGAGGCAAUGGAGGAUACUGUAACACUUGAGGAUGCUCAAGAACUUUUUGACAUUGCUGCAGAUAAGUUCCAAGAAAUGGCGGCUUUGGCAUUGUUUAAUUGGGGAAAUGUCCACAUGUCUAGGGCAAGGAAACGAGUUUCCUUUCCUGAAAAUGCUUCAAGGGAAACCAUUACUGAACUGAUCAAGGCUGGCUAUGACUGGGCAAAGAAAGAGUAUAAGAAGGCAGAGGGUAGGUACGAAGAGGCUGUGAAAAUAAAACCCGACUUUUAUGAAGGUUAUCUUGCUCUGGGGCAACAACAGUUUGACCAAGCAAAGCUUUGUUGGUACUAUGCUAUUGGAAGCAAGAAUGAGCUAGAAACAGAGCCUUCUUCGGAGGUGCUUCAGCUUUAUAACAAGGCUGAGGACAGCAUGGACAGGGGCAUGCUGAUGUGGGAGGAGAUGGAAGAGCGGCGUCUAAAUGGACUGUCCAAAGAAGAAAAAUAUAACACCCAAUUGCAGAAAUUGGGUUUGGAUGGCCUAAUUCAAGAGGUAUCUGCUGAUGAAGCUGCUGAGCAUGCUGCAAAUAUGAAGUCACAGACAUACCUCUUGUGGGGAACCUUGCUGUAUGAGCGUUCCGUUGUGGAAUAUAAGUUAGGGCUACCUACUUGGGAGGAAUGUUUAGAAGUUUCUGUUGAAAAGUUUGAACUUUGUGGAGCUUCUCCAACAGAUAUUGCCGUGAUGAUAAAGAACCACUGUUCCAAUGAAACUGCAUUGGAAGGUUUAGGGUUCAAAAUUGAUGAGAUAAUACAGGCAUGGAAUGAAAUGUAUGAUGCUAAAAGGUGGCAAUUUGGUGUUCCCUCUUUCCGGCUUGAGCCAUUGUUGCGUCGGCAAGUUCCAAAACUUCAUUCUAUCUUGGAGCAUGCUUGAAAUUUUUGUUUAUAGUUGGUAUCCUUUCGAGGCUUUGCACAAAUGCCUCAGGUUGCCUCAGUUCAACUUUUGCAGGUUGCGUGGUUGCACAGGUCUUUUUCUUUUCUGUCAGUGGACUGUUCGUUCAUCUUCUUGUUUGCUACGGGAGCAAACAGAAAGUUUGCAUAGUUUUUGAAUUCCGAGUGAGGGUGAUCGGGUCCCAAAGUCAUCGAUCUCAUUUGUUUCGUUUGUUGUAAGAGUCGUUAGAGUAAUUUUCCACAGAUUGGGGUAUAGGGUAUAUGAUUGUUUGGAUUUGUUGGUUCAAAGAAUAAGCAAAGUGGGAAGUUGGUGGCAUAAUUUUGCUUGUUACUCACUCAGCCUGCUCGGCCAGAUUUGUUGUUGUUUGUCGUCAUGUCGUUUGUAAGUUGCAAUUCUUGUAAACUUUGUAAGCUUUUGUGAUUGUUAUAAAAUAGCAGUGAAAGAUUUUAUUCCUUUA